This is a messenger RNA of Medioppia subpectinata, 290 nucleotides long. The record is from the annotation of a GenBank genome assembly. Lineage: Eukaryota; Metazoa; Arthropoda; Arachnida; Sarcoptiformes; Oppiidae.
GGUUUAAUCAAAACAAAACGCCUCAAGAAAUGCAAUUCAGUUAAUGUGAAGGCGUUUUGUCGCCGAAGACUUCCCGUAUAUAUGAUUCAGUCGGGAAUGUUUUCCGGACCCCUCUCUAUGGCCGUGAAAUACGUAAAACACGGUCACAUUAGGGUCGGACCAAAUGUGGUGACAGAUCCGGCAUUUCUGGUCACCAGAACUCACGAAGACUUCAUCUCAUGGACCGAUAACUUGAGGACAAAAAUAGAUACUUAUAAUGACAAUAGAGAUGACUAUAAAGACUAAAUCAC